Atta colombica is the source of this 1076-nucleotide messenger RNA. It is a transcript of the gene akirin, whose product is annotated as akirin-2. Gene Ontology annotation, biological process: positive regulation of innate immune response; positive regulation of transcription by RNA polymerase II. The record is from RefSeq and is a predicted model, not a curated record. Gene Ontology annotation, molecular function: transcription coregulator activity. The transcript is spliced from 5 exons. Gene Ontology annotation, cellular component: chromatin; nucleus. NCBI's taxonomy places the organism in Eukaryota, Metazoa, Arthropoda, Insecta, Hymenoptera, Formicidae. The coding region runs from base 390 to 953 and encodes 187 amino acids.
UUGAGCGUAGUGUUUGUUUUGUCGGUGGAAGCUGCGCGUUGGUCCCAUGCGUGCGCGCGCGCACGCAUACGAAUCCCGUCCCUGCGUCUCUCGCAAGCAAGUUGGCAGAUUGUGACAAAUCUCAAGCAAUCACGAGGACCAUCACCGCAUUCAUUUAAAUUCGCUGACGGAACCGUCGGUGUUUUGUCAUAUUCAAGACACUCCGCUUUCCCCGCUUCCCUUCCCUUCCCAUCUCCCUCUUGAGCUUCUCAUAGCCGACGUCGGUUCCCACCCUUCUCUCCCCCGGGAGAGGGGGACUACGGUCCUCGCGACUGGGUGUCAGUCGCGCACGGGACACACGGGACGGGUAAGUCCGAGAACACUGCGCCACUACCGACAGCAGUAGCACCAUGGCGUGCGCCACGCUCAAGAGGUCCUUGGAAUUCGACCCGGUACACAGCCACGGCCGGCCCAGCAAACGACGGAGGUGCAUGCCGAUGUCGUGUGCCUCACCCGGCGCUUCCGCGUCGUCACCACGAAGUGGACCGCUGCCGCAGAAAUCGUCGCCGUUCGGCGAGAUAGCUAGCAAAUUGACGCCUGAAAAGAUGGCUGCCAACAUCAGAGAAGAAAUCCGCAGAUUGCAACGACGUAAACAAUUGCACUUUCAGCCUCAAACGAACAGCGGCGAUUCAUCAGACAUGGAAGGACCUUCUAGUCCUUCUGGUCCAUCUGGCUCUUCUUUAACUCUCUUUAGUCAUAACACUAGUGGAAAAGAAAAACCACUUUUCACAUUUAGACAGGUUGGCUUGAUCUGCGAGCGAAUGCUCAAAGAGCAAGAAACGCAAAUCCGAGAAGAGUAUGAUAAGAUCUUACAUUUAAAACUCUCCGAACAGUAUGACGCUUUUGUUAAAUUCACAUACGAUCAGAUACAAAAAAGAUUUGAAUCCGCAGCUGCACCGAGUUAUCUAUCAUAAGAAAAGUUUCUUAUUUAUAAGAAGACAUUUCUGUGAGGAGUAUUAGAUUUUUACUGUGUGAGACAAAUUUUGCUUGCGCCGAGGUUUGCAGCGCCGCCUCGCUUCGGGAAUCACCUCUAAAAA